AUGGCUGCGGGUGAGGCUGCCCCAACGAAGCCUCGUCAAGAGAAACAAUACGACUAUCUUUUAAAGUUCCUUCUGGUUGGAGACAGUGACGUUGGGAAACAAGAAAUUCUCAGCGGCCUCGAGGACGGAGCUUCCGAGUCUCCUUUCUGCGGUGGUAUAUACACAUACACAUCGUACAAAACUACCACUAUUCUUCUCGAUGGGAAGAGAGUCAAGUUACAAUUAUGGGAUACCUCGGGGCAAGGGAGAUUUUGUACGAUAAUUAGAUCUUACUCCCGAGGAGCCCAAGGAAUACUUUUACAUGCUCCAGGUGUACCAAAAGUAUUGGUCGGCAAUCGACUUCACCUGGCAUUCAAAAGACAAGUAGGAGAGCGAGAUGCAGAAAUAUACGCGGCUAAAAAUCAUAUGGCAUUUUUUGAAGUAUCGCCCUUGUGCGAUUUUAACAUAAGGGAAAGUUUUUCGGAGUUAUCUCGAAUGGCAUUACACCGUAAUGGCAUGGAAAGACUUUGGAGAUCGAACAAAGUUCUCACAUUACAAGAGAUAGCAUGCCGUACAAUUGUUGCCAGAACAACGGUUUAUGAGAUAGACCAAUUGCCUUUACCCAAGUCCAUUAAGUCACACUUAAAGUCGUAUGCAAUGACGACGACAUCGCAAUUACGUUGUAAUAGAUCGCAAAAUUCAAGCAAAAGCCUUGGAUCUCAUCAUCGAAAGUUGCGGUUCGUCGGAGCGGGUCACAAUGGACUGACAACACCGGGCAAUUCACCUGGCAGCAUUACUGACUCGCGUUCUAGUUGCGCUGGUCGUAAUUCUUGCGCAAUAUCCUGA
This is a messenger RNA of Cotesia congregata, 825 nucleotides long. The record is from the annotation of a GenBank genome assembly. NCBI's taxonomy places the organism in Eukaryota, Metazoa, Arthropoda, Insecta, Hymenoptera, Braconidae.